CCUGAUGCACAGCGAUCAACAAUUAAGUGUCGACUAUCGCUAACAUAAGUCAUAUGUUGUAAUACUAACAUUACAGUAUAUAUACGUAGUGACAAUACAUUGACAUCCAUUUACUUCGUUUUAUUAAUAAGAUAUUUCUCCGCUAAUUGUCAAUAUGGCUGCGUGGCAGCUUCUACACACUGUUAAGAAAACAAAAGUAUUUUUUUAUGGUUUAUUAAAUGAAAUUUCUAAGCUCCGUUCGAUGAAGCAUGUUUCUUCAAGAUAUUUUUCUUCUAAACGCAGAUCACAGACGGAUAUUUUAAAAUCGGCUUUGAACAAUUAUAAGGAUUUACAACUGGCACCACUUAUGAUAAAAAACUGUAAGAUUGGGGUAAGCUUUUCGGAGGCUCACCUCGAACAUGAAGUGUAUAGCUGUAAAGGAAAUGAUGUUGUUUUAUGUGAGAAUUUUUCUAAUGUUUUCGAAGAAGGCUUCAAUGUAUUACAUCAAUCCAUUGAUAAAGUUGGUGUUGGAUUCUUCGAUGCACCCACUGAAGGCAAUGGGACUGAAGACUACAUGUACUACUAUGCACUCUCAGCACUUCGAGAUUUUUUGACUGAGAUGGAUUAUCAUGAAAAGUGUUUGAAGCAUAAGGAACCAUUUGGAGAUGCAUUUGACAAACAAAAAGAAGCUUAUGUGGCAGCACUCUUGACAAACCACUUGCUGUCUCGUCUAGUGUAUGGCAACAGAUACCUUAUAAGCAAUGAUUACGCAGUACAACCUCCCAAAUGUCCGUGCUUAAAGCCACUGGAAUGUGCUUCCCUGAUAAACUAUGGACAAACAGGCUUAGGCUGCGAAGACAUUUGGUAUGGACAUCCUGACAUUGUGUUGGUACCACCAAAUUUUUCAAAUAUACCACUCUGGUUUUUUGAAGAUGAUGUUGAAGCUCAGAUGCAAGAAGAUGAUGAUUUGUUAACAAAAGACCUAUUGCAGCAGAAUAACAAAUCAAUAGAUAUUAGUGAAAUAAAACUCAAUAUGGUAUUUGAAAAAUGUGCUGAACAAAUAUUAAGCCAAGCUAUUACAUUUUCAUUUUGUGAAGCAAACACAGAUUCCUCAGGAGAGAGAGAACGUCAUACAUUAAUUCCAUCCAUAGUGUUAACACCUCAUCAUUACCUUGUGGUUAUGUAUGAUUAUGAAAAUGAUAUUUUGUUAAGCAGUGAUCAUCAGAUAUCUCCUUUAUGGGAUGAAACUGGUGUAAAAUUCAACUUAUCAGCUGUUUUGCAGAUUUGGCUGGUUCUGAAUCAUAGCUAUUUUAAGCCAAAGCUCAGUACUGAGUUUCAAAAAGAUUUUGCCUUUAAAUGUGAGAUUCACAGAAUUCUGAAGGAGUUACAAGUGUUUGAUAAAACAAAGCAAAUUACUUACAGGCCAUCAUUUAGACAAGAAAAUAAACGCCUAAAAGCUAAAAAGCCUUUUAUGCUUUACUCCGACUUUAAAAAAAGUUUUAAAAAAGUCAUGAUUUAAAGUAGUCUGGUGAAAUUUGAGGUAAUUACAGUUGUGGAAAAAAGUGUUAAAAGACUCCAAAAUUGUUAUGUACAUAACAUUAUAGUUGUAGAAAAAAAGUUUUAAAAAGACUCCAAAAUUUAUUAUGUACAAAACACUUUUGUUUGGAGCCAUCAGUUAAAACAAAUAUGAUUUGUAACAAAUUUGUGUCCUUCUUUAAUUAGGCUGUAACUACAAGCAUUUGACAUUAUCAGUUUUCAACCAUAUCUAUAGAUAAUUUGAGAGAAUGGUUCAAAGAUUGUUAAGAUAUCUAAUAAAUGUUUUGACAGAAUUGUUUUUGUCAGACAAUUUCAGUAUUUUUUCAUUAUAAUGCAGAUCUAUAAAAAAAAAAUAAAUAUUGCAUUGACUACUGUUGAUUGAUUUGUAGAAAGCGGGUGAGACACAGGGUUCCAAGGAACCCCUUACGAUUUUUUAUCAUUGACAGAUUUUUUUUGCAAAUUACCCCAUGACACAGAAAACUCAUUAUUUUAUUGUAUAUAAAAAUAUACAUGCAGGUUCUUAUUGUGAAAUGAGUAGCAACAAUCUAAAAUUGAUGAUUAUGAUUAAUAUAUUGAUAAUAGUUACUAAGUCAUUGCAAGGCAAAAAUGUGUUGUGGAUUUUCGCCAGUUGUCCAGACACUUAUCAUGACAAGUACUGUAAAUUUUGA
This is a messenger RNA of Mytilus californianus (California mussel), 2183 nucleotides long. RefSeq lists its product as uncharacterized. Bases 155 to 1498 code for a protein of 447 amino acids. The transcript is spliced from 3 exons. NCBI's taxonomy places the organism in Eukaryota, Metazoa, Mollusca, Bivalvia, Mytilida, Mytilidae. The record is from RefSeq and is a predicted model, not a curated record.